Apus apus (common swift) is the source of this 4058-nucleotide messenger RNA. RefSeq names its product golgin A2 (gene GOLGA2). Gene Ontology annotation, molecular function: protein binding. The record is from RefSeq and is a predicted model, not a curated record. Bases 150 to 3296 code for a protein of 1048 amino acids. NCBI's taxonomy places the organism in Eukaryota, Metazoa, Chordata, Aves, Apodiformes, Apodidae. The transcript is spliced from 28 exons. Gene Ontology annotation, cellular component: Golgi cisterna membrane; cis-Golgi network; Golgi cis cisterna. Gene Ontology annotation, biological process: Golgi organization.
UCUGUCUGUCUGUCUGUCUGUCUGUCUGUCCCAGCGGCCGCCGGGCCGGGGAGCGCAGGCCGGGCCGGGCCGGGCCGGGCCGGGCCGGGGCGGGGCCGCCGCCUCCGCCGUUCGCAGCGCGGCUGACGUGGCCGGGGCGCGGGGCGGACAUGGCGGACGGCAGCAGGCAGAGCAGGCUGGCGGCGGCCAAGAAGAAGCUGAAGGAAUAUCAGCAGAAGAAUAACCCUGGAGCAACUGCAGGAACCAAGAAAAAACGCAAGACUAAAGAAGACAGUAGACCUGAGACACCCCCCAGCAAUGACCUGCAGCCUCCAGAGAACAUUCAGAACAUUCUGAAGGUGCUGGUGUCAGACCUUAACCGCUCCAAUGGGGUAGCCAUACCCUCAUUGGACAAGAGGAAGGCAUACUUUGACAGUGAUGUUGCCACUCGUAGUGCUGAACAGCUUGCUCCUGAUGUCCCUGUGCUAUCUAACAGCAACAGCCUCCCUGCUUGUGGUUCUGUUCUGCCUGCUCCUGAGAGCAUGCAGCUGACACAGAUUCAUGAAACUGAGGAUCAUAAAAAUGCUGUGGAUGAGAACAGGUCUUUCUCAUCAACAGAAGGUCUCCGCCAGUUGUCUGAACAACUCAAUGGCCUGGUUUCUCAGUCCACAUCGUAUGUGAAUGGGGAAAGUGCUGUUUCUUCCACAAAUAUUAAGGAAAUGGAAACACGUUACCAGGAGCUGGCAGUAGCCCUGGAUUCCAGCAAUCUAACUAACAAACAGCUCGUUACAAAGAUAGAGGAACUGAAGCAGCAACAACAAGAAGCAGUGAAUCAGCUGGAGAAGGAAAAGAAGGAGUUUGAACAGAAAUUUUCUAAAGAGCAGGCAGCACUGAGGGAACAGCUACAGGUUCAUAUCCAGACCAUCGGGAUUCUGGUUUCUGAGAAGUCUGAGUUGCAGACAGUCCUUGGACACACUCAGCAAGCAGCUCGGCAGAAAUCAGGAGAAGCUGAAAACCUGGCUGCUCGUUUACAUUCAUCUCGCCAGAGGGUGUCUGAGCUGGAACGCACUUUGUCCUCCAUCUCUAUGCAGCAGAAACAGUCAGAGAAGCAUAAUAAAGAAUUAGUGAAGGAGCGAGACGACCUGAAACUGGAGCUGUACAAACAAAGCAAAAGUAGUGAGGAAAUAAAGCAGCAGAAUUCAGAGCUGUCAGAGAAAGUUCACUCCCUGGUUUCCAAGAACUCAGCUAUGAAGUUGGAUAUGGAAGAUUUGCAUAAGAAACUGGAAAUGGCUGAGCUGAUGAUUCAACAGUUCUCAAAUCAGACAGGGAGUCUGGAUGCAAACCAGCAGUUGCAGAUGGCACUGGAGGAGAAGGCCAGCCUGGAAACCCAGAUUGCUCAGCUCUCUGAGUCACUUCACCAGCUCCAGGCAGAAAGAGAUCAGUAUGUGGAGAAGCUGAAGGAGGAGCGGAGCGUUUGGCAGCAGCGGGUGGAGCAGCUCUCUGAGCAGGUCCACACCACGGCAGAGGAGAAGGAGAAGCACGUGGCCCACAUUCAGGAGCUGGAAGCCAAUAUUACAGAGCUGUUGAGCAAAUCAGCAGUUAAGCCGAUGGAUACUGAGCCUUCCUCACCAGCAGGGCCCUCAGCAGCCGAGCUGAGCCUGCAGGAGGAGAUCCAGAGGCUGCAGCAAGAGAAGGAGGAACUGCAUGGGCAGUACCAGGCCCAGGUCCGGGACAACCAGCAGCUGAGCCACCUCAACCAGGAGCAGGAGGAGCGGCUGCUGGAGCUGGAGAAGACCGUGCAGCGCUACAGCGAGGAGGCUGUGGACAGGCAGCAGAUCCUGGAGGACAUGCAGAGUGACAAGGCCACCAUCAGCAGGGCACUGAGCCAGAAUCGGGAGCUGAAGGAGCAGCUGGCUGAGCUGCAGAAUGGGUUUGUCAAGCUGACAAAUGAAAACAUGGAGGUUACAAGUGCCCUGCAGUCAGAGCAACAUGUAAAGAAAGAGCUGGCCAAGAAGCUUGGGCAGCUGCAGGAGAAGCUGGGGGAGCUCACGGAGACGCUGGAACUGAAGACACAGGAGGCUCGGGGGCUGCAGGAGCAGAGGGACCAGUACUACAGCCACCUGCAGCAGUACCUGCUGGCCUACCAGCAGCUGGCUGCCGAGAGGGAGGAGCUGCACAAGCAGUACUUGCUCCAGACACAGCUUAUGGAUCGGCUGCAGCACGAGGAGGUGCAGGGGAAGGUGACAGUGGAAAUGCACCUGAAAGAGCUGCAGCAGACCAAGGAAAACCUGGAAGCUGUAGCUAAGGAGAACCAAGAGCUGCAGGCUCAGAUCAGUCAGUUGGCAGCAGACCUGGAUGGCAGGAUUUUGCACCGACUAGAGGGAGAUGGAGUUGAAAGUGAAGCAAUGACUGAAGAAAUCCAAACACCUUCAUUUGUGAUCCCAGAGAAGUUUGAGAGCCAUGAAGAAAUGGUCGCUUUCUUGACAUCUGCCAUGUCCCAAGUGGAGAAGGAGCGAGAAGACAUGAGGCAGCAGCUGGCAGCUCAGAAGCAGCAGUGCAGGAGCCUCCUGAACCAAAUAGCAGCUCUUCAGCAGCAGCAGAACGUCACACUGGGUGGAGGUUCCACCAUGGAUACUGUCCCAGUGGAGGUUCAUGAGGCUUUGAAAACUGCCAUGGAGAAACUACAGUCCCGUUUCACAGACCUGAUGCGCGAGAAAGCGGAUCUGAAGGAGCGGCUGGAGGAGCUGGAGCAUCGCUGCAUCCAGCUGUCUGGGGAAACAGACACCAUUGGGGAGUACAUUGCAUUAUACCAGAGUCAAAGGGCUAUCCUCAAACAGAGACACCAGGAGAAGGAGGAGUACAUCAGCAGAUUGGCUCAGGAUAAGGAAGAGAUGAAGAUGAAACUACUGGAACUGCAGGAUUUAGUCAUGCGUCUGGUGAGGGAAAGAAACGAAUGGUACAGCAAGUAUGUAGCAGCUGCUCAGAGCCCAGAGCUGGCAGCCAGCCAGGCUGAAAGUGUCCUUCCUGUGGAGAGGCACAUGGAGCUGAACGCCACUGAUGGAGAAGGAUUACGAGAAGUGAAUCUAUCAGAGGAAGUAGAGGAAGAGGCUCCUGUUCUUCACCAAUCCAGUUUCCCCCCAGCUGGCAGGAAAGCUGCUCAGCCAAGCCAGGAGGACCCCACAGCAAAGCAAAUAAUGCAGCUUCUCAGAGAAAUCCAGAACCCUCAGGAGAGGCUGGGAUCCCUGCUGGAAAACCCCUGCAUUCCCUUCUUCUACCGUGCUGAUGAGAACGAUGAGGUCAAAAUCAUGGUAGUUUAAGUGGUGCUCAAGUCUUAUUGACAGCAAUUUUCUGUGAGCCUGAAAGGACUUAACUGACUUGGUGUGCCCAUACCUCUGCUGAGUACCCUUGGUCAGAACAGUUACCUACCUGAAAGACAUCAGGAAAGAGGGAUUGCAUCAGCCAAUUGGAGCAUCAGACCUCAUCUUCCCCUUCUUUUUCUUCUGUUACUUGGUGUGCUUGGAGCACAGGCAGCCUCCAACUAACCCGGGGAGGGAGCAGGGGCUGGUGCUUCACCUGGGGCAGGAGAUGCUGUGACUUUGGGCAAAAUGACUGAAGCCCUUGUCCCAGCCCCUCCUGCCAGCACCACAGCAGGGACUGAGCAGCAGUUCUGAUCACAACUGUGAGCAGCCUAGUUCCUUCCAGGCCUCCCAAAGUAACUAACUUAUUCUGGUAACAAGCUCUUUGGACUCUUAACAGGUUGGGUUUGUUUCAUACUAGGUUAUCUUCCCACUUUCUUCUGCAGCCUGCCUCUUGCAACUGUAUCUGAAACAGCCCUGACCAGCCAAAAGUUGCAGCACUACAUACAGUUCCCUGUGCUCUGGGUGCUGGGGAAGGGACCCAGGGUUGCCUUUAGAGUCUUUUUUUGGUUACUUGACAAAGCUUUAUGUGGGGUGGGGUGGAAACAUUUCUGCACUUUGAAGGACGUGUUUGACUUGUAUGUGUCUGAAGGUUUUAUUUAUUUAAAAAAAUGGGAGAAAUAAGUAAAAGGAAACCACUUAAUAAACAUGCUUUGUUUUGAA